AUGCCCGAGCUGGUGGUGACAGCGCUCCUGGCGCCGUCACGCCUCACACUGAAGCUGCUGCGCGCCUUGAUGUGGAGCCUGGUGUUCUCCACGGCGCUGGUGACCGCGGCGGUGUACGGCUGCAUCGCGUUGACCCAUGUGCUGUGCCGUCCAAGACGCGGCUGCUGCGGGCACUCCCGAAGUGUCGUCCCCACCUGUCUGAGUGACCCCUCACUAGGCGAGCAUGACUUCUUGACUCUCAAGAGCUCGGGCCUGCGCCUUCACUAUGUCUCUGCCGGACGUGGCAACGGGCCCCUCAUGCUGUUCCUGCACGGCUUCCCAGAAAACUGGUUCUCCUGGCGUUACCAGCUCCGGGAGUUCCAGAGCCGCUUCCACGUCGUGGCUGUGGAUCUGCGUGGCUACUGGCCCUCAGAUGCGCCUCGCAAAGUAGACUGCUACACCACUGACCUGCUGAUGACUGAUAUCCAGGAUGUUAUCCAGGGCUUGGGUUACUCCAAGUGUGUCCUUGUGGGCCAUGACUGGGGUGGUCUCCUGGCCUGGAAUUUCUCCAUCUACUACCCAGCCCUGGUGGAACGGUUGGUGGUGUCCAGCGCUCCCCCCAUGUCCGUGUACCAAGACUACUCUCUGCGCCACAUCAGUCAGUUCUUCCGGUCCCACUAUGUGUUCCUGUUCCAGCUUCCCUGGCUGCCUGAGAAAUUGCUCUCCAUGUCUGACUUCCAGAUCCUGAAGACCACCCUCAGCCACCGCAAGACUGGGAUCCCACACUUGACCCCUAAUGAACUUGAGGCCUUCCUCUAUGGUUUCACCCAACCUGGUGGCCUUGUUGGGCCCUUAAAUUACUACCGGAACCUCUUCAGGAACUUUCCCCUGGAGCCCCAGGAAUUGUCCACACGCACACUGCUUCUGUGGGGGGAGAAGGACACCUACUUGGAGCCUGGGCUGGUGGGCGCCACCAGCAGUCGCUUUGUGCCAGGCAGACUGGAAGCCCACAUCUUGCCAGGCGUGGGGCACUGGGUCCCACAGAGCAACCCUGAGGAGAUGCAUCAGUAUAUGUGGACCUUCCUGCAAGACCUGCUGGACUAA
Molecule: messenger RNA, 1083 nt
Organism: Chrysochloris asiatica (Cape golden mole)
Lineage: Eukaryota; Metazoa; Chordata; Mammalia; Afrosoricida; Chrysochloridae
Gene: EPHX3
Product: epoxide hydrolase 3
Exons: 7
Coding region: 1-1083 (360 amino acids)
Cellular component (GO): intracellular membrane-bounded organelle
Molecular function (GO): hydrolase activity
Source: RefSeq, a predicted model, not a curated record